Molecule: messenger RNA, 993 nt
Organism: Schizophyllum commune H4-8
Lineage: Eukaryota; Fungi; Basidiomycota; Agaricomycetes; Agaricales; Schizophyllaceae
Product: alpha/beta-hydrolase
Exons: 6
Coding region: 1-993 (330 amino acids)
Source: RefSeq, a predicted model, not a curated record
AUGCCCAGCGUCAAGGUCAAGACCAAUGCGGGCUCCCUGCACAUCAACUACACGAUCUCGACGCCUACGAACCCGUCCGCGAAGUCCAUCGAGAAGAACAUCCCGACAAUCAUCUUCCUGCACCCGGUCUAUAUGGGCCAGGAGAUCUACCACCAACAGUUCGCCGACCCGCAGCUGCGGAAGUUCAACCUCAUUGUGAUGGAGACGCGCGGCCACGGUGACACGAGCGGCAAGGUGGGCAAGACGUUCAGCCGCGUCGAAGCCGCGGACGAUGUGAAGAAGUUCAUGGACGCCCUCCGCCUGCCAGCAUGCCACAUCAUUGGCCUCUCGAUGGGCGCUUGCAUCGGUCUUCAGACGGCCAUCACCUACCCGGAGAAGGUCUUGUCGGUGACGAUGAUCUCGCCCUUGCCGCUUGAGGAGCCUGAAGAUGUUGCCGCCGGUCGCUUGGAGAUCUACGAGUGCUGGUGCGAGGGCAUUCAGGGCGACAAGUCGGCGCUCAAGGACGCGCUGUGGGGCGCCUGCCAGCUCGGCUUCAACAGCUCGAAUACGAGCAUGGUCACUGCCCUGACGACCCGGAUAUACCCCCAAGCGCUGAAGAACUGGUCGCUCAAAAACCUCGACGACUUCCGCGCCAUCUCUGUCAACUUCUUUGUCGAACGGAAGGCGCACCCGAUCGAGACCUUGGCGAAGGUCAAGUGCCCGGUCCACCUCAUCCACUGCGGUGGGGAUAUCGCGUACCCGUUCGAGUUCGUCACCGAGCUGCAGCAGGCGAUGCAAAAGGCGGGCAUUGAUGUGCAUGUGUCGACUGUGCCGGACGCACCGCACUUCGGGCCUGUCACCCACCCGAAGGAGAUCAACCGCAUGUGCCACGACUGGGUAUCCGACCUGACGAAUACCCCCGUGCCGCCAGUCGCCACGGCCGUCUCGCCCUUCCAUGCCACGCUCAAGAAGUGCGGCUUGGACGCCGAGGACGAGGCAGACUUCUCCUCAUAA